Molecule: messenger RNA, 3954 nt
Organism: Siniperca chuatsi (mandarin fish)
Lineage: Eukaryota; Metazoa; Chordata; Actinopteri; Centrarchiformes; Sinipercidae
Gene: vps9d1
Product: VPS9 domain containing 1
Exons: 17
Coding region: 58-2133 (691 amino acids)
Biological process (GO): vesicle-mediated transport
Cellular component (GO): cytosol; endocytic vesicle
Molecular function (GO): guanyl-nucleotide exchange factor activity; small GTPase binding
Source: RefSeq, a predicted model, not a curated record
CAUGACUGAACAUAAAGAAGAAGAGAAAGGAGGAAGAGGAUCUGAGUAGCCCUAACCAUGGCUGGGGUGAAGCCCCUUCAAAACGCAAUGAAAAUGGCCAAAGCAGCAAUACAGCUGGACGGAGGCAACAAACAUAAGGAAGCUUACUGUGAAUACCUCCGGACGAUCAAUUACAUAUCCCAUGCACUUUUGGAGGAAGCUGGUUCCCAAACCUCAGAGGAGAGGGAGAUGGUGGCGGUGGAGGUGGAGCGGAUGUUGAGGCUGGCUGAGCAGUGUCUGGAGAGAGCCAAGUCAUUUAUAGGGAAGAGCGCUGAACCCCCUGACCUCUCUGCCUCCGUCUCCGCUUACUGUUCACCUGGCCAAUCAGAACCCCAUCAGACUGCUGUCAUUCCAGCUGCCAUUGCAGCAAACACUGUCCCUCCAUCUGAUACUCCUGUUGACGCAGGGCGUAAAGCAACCAGCCCAACAAAGACCGGUCACCGCAGGGUGUUGUCAGAUGGUGGCGGGGAGCGCUCUCCUUUUCUGCCUCCCGAAAUCUUCCAGAGACUACAGGCAGUGGUGUCACAGGACACAAGCAAAAAGGAGUUGACACCGAUUGAAGAAGCAUCCCGUUUGAACCAGAAGUUGAAAGCCAAUUAUGAAGCUCGUCUGGCAAGGCUCACACCUGGUCAGGCCUACCAGAAGACGUCUUUGACGCUCUCUCUCCAGCGGCAGAUGAUGGAGAACCUCAUCAUAGCCAAGGCCAGACAGGAUGCUCUCCAGCGGAAGAUGGAGGAGAGAAGAUUAAGGCUACAGGAAGAGGCCAACAGGAGAUUUGCAGCAUCUGGUGCAAUGACUGCAGAGGAGCAAGAGCAGCGUAUUCUCUAUACUAAUGUCCUGGAAUAUGAGCAAGACCAUGAUUGGCCCAAACUGUGGAAAGCCAACAUGAGGAAGAAUCCUGAUGAUGUCACAUUAGUGUCAGGUCUGGUCUCCUACCUGCUCAGCCGGUCUGACCACCCAGUGGUGAAGCUGCUAAGGAAACACCAGUACCGGGUUUACAACAGGCUCUACCCCAUCGUCAGUAAAGGCCUCAUCCAGAGUCCUGCCCUGCAGCUGAGGCCUUCUCGCAGCACUCACAACCUGCUUCAUCCAGAGACCCAGAGGAAGCCAACCAGGACUGUGGGCAGUAGCGUUGGUGGCCAGAGCUUCAGCACCGGCUCUUCCCCCUCACUCUCUCAAGACCUCCACACCAACUAUGACGAUGAGGAAGGGGAGGAGCCUCACACACAGGUGACGGUGGAUCGGGAGAACUCGUUUGAAGAUCUGGAGCAGUUCCUGACCCCGUUGGACUGGGCCCCACCCUACGGCAGCACAGAUGACACCAGCUCAGAUUUCGAAGUGACCGUUGAUCCCUCGAUACAGCUGGAGCAGGAGGAGGGAAACAUCCAGGAGCUGGAGAUGAGAGCAUUGACAGACCACCUGAAGGCCAUUGUCAAAGACAUUCACAUUGCAAUUGAUCAGCUUCUGUCACUGUGUUUGCUAUCCUUUGAGUGUUUAAACACAGCCAGCUCUAAAGACCUGUGCCUCGCCAGCAUAGAGGAAGCCUUCUUCACGCCCCUGUGGAGCUCCCUGGUGGCUCUUUUCAGAAAGGUCCACAGGGAAAGGGAGCAGGCCUUUGAGACGAGUAUGAAGCUGUACUGGGAUGUUACACCUGGAGAUGUCGGUGUUCCCUUGAAACUGUUCCCUCAAGACCCUGGUGCAUUGCAAGGUUCCUUCCCCUACGAGUCUGCUGUUCAGGAGCUUAAGCUUCUCAUUACAGACAGCUGUCCACAGAGGAAGUUGGAAUGUAUUGUUCGAACAUUACGGCUGAUCUGUGUCUGCGCUGAGGAUUACAGGUGUCUUCAUGAGGUGGACUCUACUACCAAAACAGCCGCCAUUGGUGCAGAUGACCUGUUGCCCAUCCUGUCUUACGUGGCUCUGCGGUGCCAAUGUCCUCAGCUGGUGUCUGAAUGCGCUGCUUUGGAGGAGUUCAUUCAUGAAGGCUAUUUGAUAGGAGAGGAAGGCUACUGUCUGACCUCCAUGCAGAGUGCUUUGGCCUAUGUUGAGUCAUUGCACACAGGAGGAGCUCACCUUCCUGCAGACAAGCUCAUUUGAAAGGCUGCUGCAGUCACAAGAGACAGUUCAUCCCACUUCCCUGCUGUGCUACAGUCAACAGCUGAACCUGCAGCUCCCUGCAAGUUGUGCAGAUGCGUUAUCUUGUAUAUACACAGAGAUACUGUAUAUUUAACAGAAGGACUUCUUUUUGCUCUGUUUCCAACAGACAACAAAACCAGUGCCUAUGAGUUUAUUCUAACCAAGUCAGACCCUGCAUGGGGCCAAACUGGGCUUUGCUGGGACCUCCUAAGGAUGUGUUUUCAAGCUGUAAAGCAUUGUUGCAUUAACUAGCACUGGAUUGUUAAAGGGACUGUGAUUGAGGUUGGAGUUAUCUUAGGGAACCUUUGGAAGUGAUGCCAUUGACUAUAUGAAUGCUUACAGAGGAAAAAUCUGCCAUAUGGUUUACUAAUGGGGAAAUAUAUUUAUAAACCAUAUGGCAGGUUUUUCCAAAGAUUUGAAAGUUUUUAUGUACCCUGUGACAUUUUUUUCUUCUUACAAAAAAACAUGCAAAGUCAUAAAUUAGUGUGUUCAUGUUUUAAGACCGGUGGCAAAAUCCAUCCACAGAAUAUGAAUUAAAAAUACUAAUUUACGCACUUUUGGGUGGUAAAGCCUUCAGGGCUGGAGCUACAGUACACUGGAUGAUGGUUUGGGUUCAGAUAGAUCUAUUUGCAGACAGAUGGGACAGAGACAGUGAUUGUCAGAGAUGCGAUGUAACAGGGACAGUGUGAGACACUGGAAGAGCACAAGACUAACUGCUGUGUCUAACUGCUGUGAAAGGUCCAGUUUGGGGCAUCUGUUGACAGUUACUGUGUACAGGAAUAUUGUUAGGUAGUACUUACUGUACGUAGUAAUACUGUUGCACUUCGUUAGUUGGUCCACUUUUAAGUGUGUGUGUGUGUGUGUGUGUAUGUGUGUGUGUGUGUUGUAAGACAAUUUGCAAGCCACGCCGCAGAUACAUGUGACUUACGUUUACCUUAAAUUCAUUUUUUUUAACGCCAAGGUUCAAAAUAAGCAAACCCCCCAAGGGAAGGUUAAAAGAGAAACUCAUUUCACAGCCUAUUUUUAUACUUUUCACCCAUUUCCCAAUGCUUCACUUGAUGCCUACAGUUGCCCCAAAUUCACAACCAUAGGAUGGGAGCAAAAUCCCACUUAUAUAUUUGGAAAUGAAUUAUCCACCGUUUCUUGAGGCACUUAGAAAAUAUUAGAUGUAUGGUAUUAAAGACAUUUUAAAAUACUUUUCUAUGAAGUCCUUCAAACACAUUCAAAUAUCUUUAUGGUGUGUCACAGCAGAUGAUGGGCAGUGAUUUUAAAUUAUACUGCAUGUGUUAGAAGUGGGCUAAAAUAUGCAAAAUUUGUUUAGGUUGUGUUUGAAGACACUUAAAGCAGACUUGCCUCCAGUGUCACUUACAGACUGAAAAACUACAGUUUUAUUAAGUGUUUGGUUUGUUUGCUAGCUUGAAUUUACUAUGUAAUUUUUAUUUUUAUUUUAUAUGGGUCUAUACGAUGUGAAAAGAUGACUUAAGAACCAUUUUGGAUUUGUUAACACUACAUUGACAGUCACAUUAACACCAAAAACAGAUUUAUGUCUAUGUAAUAAAUAUUUAUGUAAAUAUAUUAAAAAUGGCAGGAUGCUAUGAUAUUUUGCAGAGUGGAUUAAGCCACUACAUUUGUGUAAAUGAUUGGCCAUCUUGCUUUGCUUUUGAAAACUGAAUGUGUUAUUUCAUUAUUAAACUGUUUUACUGUGAAAGGUUGGGAAUGUUAGAAUGAGAAUGAUUGUGUGUUUGAGAGAUGGGUCAAUAAAGAGAACAGAGAAAUGUUUAA